ACUCCUUCAAUUCCUCGUGGCCACAUAUGCUUUUGAUAUUUGGAAUGGCUGAAAUACUCAUCAGGCCAAACCCAAAUUCCAACACUAGAGUAGUUCCACGCUCACACCUGGGUCGUCGUGCAGCCAGUGCCUCACUGGAUCUUAAGUUGUCCACCGCCGCGCGGCUACAGUACGAGGAGCCCGAGGGCUAUCGGCUCCGGGCGCGCACGCGCGAGGAUGCUGGGAGCUUGGGCUGCCGCCUGCCGGCGAUCUGCAGAGAGAUCGGCUGAGAGGGUACGCACUACGCGGGUGAAAUAAAUUGUUGGGCAGUUUUUUUUUUGAUGGGUGUUGGGCUGUGUUUUGAUUUCGGUGGAACUAGCUCACUCCGGGAGGGGGGGCGGAACCCGGAACAAAAUAAUUACCGUAUUAAUUAACAUCUUUUUUCUUUUUUUCGCUCUUUUUCCCUUGUGACAUUUUCUGUUCAAAACUAGGAGGGCUCUCGAGUGAAGUUAUGUUGGGAGCCCUCUCGUUUUAGAUUUUCUGUUAUUCACAAUCUCAUCAAACCGGGGGAGUAUGUAAACAGUUUCCUUCCUACUGUACAGUUGUCCUGCUGGUAUCCGUGUCGUAGCAUGUUCAAUUCCAUCAAUCAGUUGUCCUGGUUGUAGCAGGUCAUAGCUCGAUGUCCGUCCGUACGUAUCCGAUAAUCCGACCAGAUCCUGUACAGUUGCGUCUUCGUCUAGCUCAUGGACGGUGCCGGGCUCGUCGCUGCGGCCAUCGCCACCGCGGCAGUCUAUCGGCUGUCCAGCAUCCGGUUGGCCGAUGCGACGACCGGCAGGCGGAGAGCCGUAACCCUGGCGCUCGCUGUCGCGCUCCUCUUGGCCGUCGUCGAAUCCAGCAGGAAGAUCGCGUUGCGCAUCGAGGAGACGGAGAUGAAGCUGUUGCAGAUGGAAGAAAUCAUCAAGGACUACGAGAAGCAAAAUCACGAGAUGAUGAGCAACUUGGCCAGUAUUCUCUCUAACAAUCCCGAAAACAUCAAGUCCAUGAGUUACAACAGAUCCAGGAGCCCAGACGGCACCGAGAACACUGAAUUGACCGUAACAAUGAAAGAUGCCGAUGUUCACCAGCCUUUAACAGAGAAUGGUGACACGGGCGAAAUCCUGGAGGAUGCGGAUGAAACGGUGUGGGACGAGGCUGAACCAUUAGCCAGCACGCCUCCACCGUCGUCGCAAGGUGAAGCGAUGGGAGCGCAGAAGCGGAAGCCAUGGAGAGGGUUCCUGAUCCCGCCGGACCAUGUCUUCGUCCUCGACUGUGUCGACGACGAGCUCACGGUGCGCAUCCGGCCCGGGCUGAUCUCGUCCUCUGGCGGCCUGGACGCGGAGUCCUUGCGGGCGCGUUCGGCCGGCUGCAUCGGCCGGCAGCAGCAGGCUGGGAUGGUGCCCUUCCUGUACAGCGCCGGGAGAGGCAGGUACGCGCUGUUCAUGUCGCCGCCGGAGAAGCAACACGUCGUGCCGACGAUGUCUGCGACGGCGUUGAUGAACCGGAAGUUGGAUGCGGCGGAUCUUAGGGGGGAGCUGGAGUCGCUCAUCGAGAAGGAGACGGAGGUGGUGCCACAGUCCUUCACGCUGUCCCCCGGCGUGGCGGCCUUCUGCUACCGAACCAAGCAUGGGAUGACGGCUCUGAUCAUCGUGGAAACCGAUGCGGUGGAGCAUGUCGAGCUGACGGAGGAGGUCGCCGCCCGGGCGGUGGCAGCACUUUCCCCGCCCGGCAUCCUCUUCACCGUCUCGUUUGAAGAUUCUUUAUCUACAAUUUUUUUCAAAGUAUAACCCAUUAUCAAUACAAUAUAAUGUGUAUAUUUUACAUUGUCAAAUUAAGUCUAGCGGGAGGUGAUGAUUAAAUCCUAUACGAAACAAAUCUCGUAUAAUGUUUUGUAUAUAUAAGCUUUUAAAUUGAA
Messenger RNA from Panicum virgatum (switchgrass), 1930 nucleotides. RefSeq lists its product as uncharacterized. NCBI's taxonomy places the organism in Eukaryota, Viridiplantae, Streptophyta, Magnoliopsida, Poales, Poaceae. Bases 723 to 1802 code for a protein of 359 amino acids. The record is from RefSeq and is a predicted model, not a curated record. The transcript is spliced from 4 exons.